Messenger RNA from Acaromyces ingoldii, 3101 nucleotides. RefSeq lists its product as hypothetical. The record is from RefSeq and is a predicted model, not a curated record. The coding region runs from base 40 to 3006 and encodes 988 amino acids. The transcript has a single exon. Lineage: Eukaryota; Fungi; Basidiomycota; Exobasidiomycetes; Exobasidiales; Cryptobasidiaceae.
GUGCGUCUUGAGAGAGCAGGUGUAUCGGACGGCCGAGGGAUGUCACCUUCGCGAGGCGGGGCGCGGGCAUGGUCGAUUGCGGCAACGACGAGCAGCAGGACGCACUCCUCGAGCGCAGGAGCCCGCAACCUUCGUCCGGUCCUCCAUGCGGCGAGUGUCUGCCCGAGGGCGCCGCUGCUCCCGCCCGCUCGCUUCCACACAUCCGCACCUCGACUCCUCUCUGCGUCGCUGAGCUAUGCGCAAGAGGAAGAGGCCCCGCAAGAUCAUAGUGGCAUCGAGCACCGGCUGCCCCAACCCGCGGACACGAGCUUGUUCGAGUCCAGCACCGAGGAGUACGACGAGUUUGUGCGUCUGGAUCAGCACCACGACGCCGAUGCCGACGCCUCGUCGUCGCAGCAACAGCCCCUUCGGCUUCUCAGGGGCCUCAUCAAUUCAGACAUACGGGCCGCUAAUCGGGCGCUGCACGAGCUCAACGUGCUGAGGACCACUCUCGCGCCGCACACGGUCGCCAUUCGUGCGGCCCUCGACUCGCUGCAAGUGGGCGACAUUGAGGCCUGCCACGCAUGGGUCGAGCUAUUCCCCGUAGCGACGAAGCUACAUGGUGAUGAAGUCGCUUCCAGUGAUCACGCUGGCGACGCGAGACACUUGAAGGACGUGGAACGCUUGCUGCUUCGCCUUGUGGAAGUGUCCGAGGCCACGCCGGCCGAUGUAUCGCGCAUCCUCGUCAAGCUCGUCCAGAGAGGCUUCCUCGUCGAGAGGGCAACGCAGAGGACCAUCGGCCAAGUCUUUGCCUGGGUACUACGCUCGGCAAAGCCUCCUUCUGCAGCAGCGAGGGUUCAUGAUGACCGAAAAGGGAAACAGAGGGAGGUCGAGUCGACGUCGGCAUGGACCUGGCAUCUUUGGAACCACAUUGUGCAGGCCGCAAGGUCAUCUCUGCUAGCCUCUGCGUCGAGUGACGAGAGCGCCGUCGAUGCGAGCUUGGCACGGCUCUACAACCGCGCCAUCAGGACUUUCGCACUGGCAGAUCGGCUCGACACAGCCCUUUGGUGGAUCGGCCAAUCUUCGUCAGUGUCCCCCUCAGACAAGGGCGUCAGAGAUGAAGCGACGGCGCUGCAGGUCUUGACCCUGACUCUGGUCGCAAAGAAAGUGUUUAAUGAUGCGGCCCAAACGAGUCUUCACAAGGGGCAAAAAUCCGGAAGAGAGAGCUCGACAAUGACGGAGCUCAUAGCGAUACAGGACAAGAUCUACGCACGCGCUGCUGAGGAAGCGACCAAAGACAAGAGCGUCGACAAGAGCGAGAGUCAACGUCUGCGGGACACACUGGAGAGGCAGAUUGGUAGACUGGAGCAGAGCAUAGGCGCAGUCGCUGGAGGCAAGGAGCAAGACGAUAUGAAAGCCUCGGUGCUCGACAGGAUGCUUUUAAAACGCGCCAAUCGUCGCGAUAUCGCCGGUGCUUGGAACUUGUUGCGAACCGAGCUUGGGAAGCAUCGAAGAGGGAAAUUGGAUUCGUCCAUGGAUCAUCUCCCUAGCGCGACUACCUUGGCGGUUCUCCUCGACAUGGCAGAGGCGCAUGCCCAGGAUCGCAAGCGGCUCGAAGACGAAUCAGACCUUUUCGAACUUCCGCCCGACCAGGUGCGCGACCAUGCUGACAACUGUAUCUUUCGACUCCACGAAGGGACAAGGGGCGGCAUUGGACUCGUUCAGACGGCCGAGAUGCUCAGGCUCGUGAACAAGGGUGACGAUCGGGCAGCCGUCGAGCUGUUUCGGAGUAUCUUUGUUCAGACGGCCGAUGUUCAAGCUUGGAUGCGCGCCGUCUUGGGCUCUCCCUCCUCGUUUCGCCCCACAGGCGAUUCAGUGCAGGAGAAGGAGGAUGACACCCAUUUCAAGCGACUCGUAUGGCCCGGCACGCAUCCGAAGCACAUUCUUCUCCGUGCCCUUGUUCGACUGUGCGAAAGCGACACCGCAAAGUUGACAAGCCUGUACCACAGUUUCUUGGACUCGCUCGAUGAAGUAUUCGAAGAUUCUACAGCAGCUGCAAAGGAGCAAGGGAAUGACCAGCAGGAGGAAGCUAUCGACGAUGACUUGGCGAUCACAAAGAUUCUUGAGGGCCUCUCCUUUGGCAACUCGUCGUAUCCCUCGACUACUUCGCAUUCCUUUGACCUCUUUCUCAAGUACCUCGUCGACUCAAUUGCCGCUACGUCUCCACCUGGCGCUGAUCGAAAAACGGCACCCGCGUACUCCUUUGCCCAACGUCGGGAACACGAGACGAAAGUGCGCCAGUGCCGGCUCCGAGCCAAUGCGAAGCUCGCCGAGAUCCUAGCCGACAUGAGGCGAUUGAAGGUGGAGCCGAGCGUGGCGAGCUGGACUAUUGUAUUGCAGAACCUCGCGUUGGGCUCUAGCGACUCUUCUUUUGCUUCGAGGAAGCUCCUUCGGCAAGGACGUGAUACCGAGGAUUGGGAAGAAGGGGCCGAGGUAGACGAAGGUACCAAAAAGACGGGCGUGUGGAACCUCGCAAGGGCUCUCGGAAUGGAUCCGGAUCAGCGUUCUAGUCGCACAAUGUCCAGCGCAGGAGCGGCCACGGCGACACUGGCUACCUACCUGGCCCUGAUGAAGGGAUUCCUGGGCGUGCCCGUUUCGCAGGGCGGCCCGCUUCUGAACGAGGCGAGGCGAGUGAGAGAAUGGAUGUUGAGAACUGCGAUUCAGAACGAGCAAGGAACGGAGACGGACACAGAAAAGGCAGAGGUUGACAUUGAGGCAAAGAUUCAUGCUUUAAGUCAAAGCGUGGCGGACCACCAGCAUGUGCACGACGGCAGGGAUGGAGAAUUGUUGGCGGAGCAAGAGACGACACGGGCGCCCAAGUUCUUCACGCUAGAUGACAUCGGAAAGAACGUAAAGGCGCGCAAGACCUUGGCGUGGUUGGCCGAGUGGGAAUCGUCCGCAGACGGUCUAGAGGAGGUAGAGGCGAUACAGGAGCAAGAACAGAGAGAAGCACGAGACGUAUUUUAGGAAGGGUGGCAUCACUGGAGAAUGGAGGAUUGAUUGAGAAAAUUAGAUGAUUAUGUGAACAAAUGCACGUAGCCUGUACUACUGUUUUACAAGAU